AACUUCAUAUCAUUUGCACAGUUUUAUGUACCCGGUAUGUGCUUGCUAUUGCAUGAACAUGUUAAUUCCAAGAGGAUUUGCCUAUCAUGUUUUGGGACAUUUGUGUGCAUGUGAUAUGCUAUUGAAAUUAUUCUUAUUUUUACAUCAUUGGUAGGGGGAGUUAUCUAAGAUUAAAGCAAUGCAAUUGCUUUCUUGAAAUAAAUUGAUGUCAUGAAAAACUACAAAUCCAAUUCAAAUUGAUCUUUUCUCAAUAAUUGGGAAGUAUUUUAUAGCCAUGUUUUACCAAUGUAAUUUUAAUACAGGUACUUGAAGGGAAAUGAAAGUAUGUCACUUUUAUUACUUUGUUUAAUUUGGCAUACUUGAUGCUGCUCGUUUGGAAAGCUGUAUGUGGAGGAUAUAAUGAUAAUAAUAAUAAAUAUGAGAUUUAUAAGCGGCAAAUCCACUUGAAAUUAAUUGCUUAAGGCACAAGGUAUUCCAGCAAUAAUUGAGGAUAUGAGGUAAAACCUUUCUUGUUCCGUGCAGACGAUAUGAUUUUGAGAAAGUAUUCCAGCAAUAAUUGCUUUUCCUUGGUUUAGAUGGUUUAGAUACUUAAAUUUUUGAGAAUGCAUGCUGUUUGGUGUACGUGUAACCCUCGUCCUCUUGUGUACCCCCUCAAUGUUUGAUGUUCAAUGUUGUAUCCGAAGGCACCUAAAAUAGACACUGCACGAUACCUGUGCAAAGUAUAACUUUGUCUCUUAUCAAACAUCACCUUGGCAAUUAUUUUGUGAUUCUCUGUGUAUACUCCAGACAUCGACCGUCGGCAAAUAUACAGCCACUGGAGCGAUCGCUGAAUCGAACAUUUGCGCCGAGUCAAGUGGCAUUUCAUAGAGGCGGUGGUUGAUGCGGCGUGAAGAAGGAAGAAGGUCGAGAAAUGAGGACACGGGAUUAAACGGAGGGAGUGAUAGAGAAAGGGAUACAGACUGAAGGAUAGGAGGGGGAGUAAUAAUCCAAUGAACAUUGCUAAAUGAGCCUCGUAUAGUCCCAAUUUCAUUUCCAAGCUUGCUCAUGACGAGCUAUACAAGAUAUUAGAGACCCUCUGUUAAUUGUUCAAACAGCUUGUGACCAUCGCUGCGUUGAGCAUAAGAGCGAGGGGGAGGGAGAAGGAACCCCACUGCUAAUUUUCUCAUCAGUGUUAAAUGCUCCGUGGACGGUGAAGCAUAUUAACCGCCCACCUACGUGGGUAUUAUGUAACGAGUGGAGGGGGUCCACCGUGCAUCUCGUCGUUACCCCGCAGACCCUCCAUGGCAGGCUCCCGCCGGAGCUAAUUAUGUCUGAUGCGAGGAAGAAUCUUGUUGAAGCACGCUAGACAAUCAUCCACCGAGCUACUGUAGAUUGGGUUGGGAUUCAUUCAUUAUUUGCUGAGCUAUCUCUGACUGGUGUGCCUCGCUCACUGAUUGCUCCUGGAAUUAACCUGCCCUUCUUCUCCCAACCAGUUUACAUUUCCCUGCACCGACACGCUGCUGCAGGUGAACCGCUUCGUCUUACAUUCCCACCAUCUUCGAAGAAACGCAGUCUUCAGCCUGGCUAAGAGAGAUGACGUCAUGGAUAACAUCAACGAUCUCUAACUCUCUCCCAUCAUUUUUGUGAUUCGGCAGGUGUAAGGGGGGAAUAGAGAACAAUUCUUCAUGCCAUAAAACCACUCAGGAAAUGGAGACUUGAUUACAUGCGACUUGCUGGAUGUAAUUUUUCAUCUGACGGGGCAAUCAGUGAAAGCUCGACUUGAACCCGAGCACUUCCAUCCAUUCUCUUUCGUCAUCGGGGCAGACACAUGGAAAAUAAAUUUCAUCUCGGCCAAGUGUGAUGUCUGGAAACUCUGCAUGUGUGUACUUCGAGCAGGAUUGAUUAUGAUAAGGUUGGAAAAAGACACGGUACAUUGAAGACAGAUAAAAAAAGGGAGGAAAUGUACUCUGGUCGGAAUGACCUUCAGGUAAUGUUUUGACUUUGAGAAUGUUAUGGAAGGGAAUCGAUUGGCCUCCGUAACUCGGGGAGAUGUUCAACGUCAGCAGACUUCAAUAAGUAAUCAAUUUUUCUCACCUAAUUUCUAAGUUGCUCCGCCGCCGUCUGAAUUGUGUACGGAAGGGACAAAUGUUUUCCGCGACUUUGGAAAGUGAUCAAUUUGUCGCCUGAUGUUUUGCAUCAGAAACAGAUGAGCAUUUUUUCAUCUUGCCUGCAAAAUGUUAACUUGUUUUUCCAAUCAGAAGGCCAAUAAAAACAGCAGAUAGAUUGAAGUGACGAUAACAGCCAAGGGAAUAAGCGGUGGCAAUAGAAAUGAUUGCAGCAGGAACUUGUCACUUCAAAUGAGGCCCCUUCUUCUUUAAAUUGAAAUGACAGUUAGGGGAUUGGUGCGAAUGUCCGAGUGCUAUUUGUGGAACAAAAGCAAUUUUACUUCAUCUUGCUUCGUCGUCGAAUUCAGAAAGGGAGAGAGGGGGGUUUCAGCCUUCCAGGAGAUUUGUUUGAUCCCAAGCUUUAUUACCUCAGACUUGACGAUGGUGGGUUAACAGUGGAAGAGUCGUAAUGAAGUUCAAUUUGAAGAUGUAUACAGAUGUCUUCGUCGAGGAACCACAAGGCUGUGAUUGCCUCAGGGGAGAAGCUAUUUAGGGCAUUGUGAUUCGCUCAGCUGUAUUGUUGCAGCUAAUAGAUAAAUGACAUUGAUGCCAUUAAUAAUAAAGUGUAUUCGGGUCGCCAAAGUUGAUAUGAUUUUACCUCUAAUGAAGUUAUAUUCAUUCCAUGCGAGGUAUAUGUGACUGAUUCUAUGCAUUGCUUAUGGAGCUAAUCAAGGAGCAAUUUUCAGCUACGUCUGCCUAAUUCUAAAGAUAUCCUGAAGCCACAAUAGAUGGUAACAUUGUGAAAAUGGCUUUUGAGAACAGUACGCUGGUUUACCAGCGCAGAGCAGACAUGUUCGAUUCAGAAUCAGACCAGCUGUCUUCGAGCGGUGAGAGCUCCCCUCGAGAGGGCAUCGGAAAAUCUAUUGUGAUUCCAAAUUUUGGAGCCGUCCAGCAUAACCCCAACAAACGAAUCCCGCUCAUGGGCACCUGGAGGCUACAUGAGAGCGUACAUAUUAACAGAAGUCGGCAGAAUUCAGACAGGUCGUCCGGCGUCGAUUCCGAUGCUGAUUUUGUCUUCCGUCAUAAAAGUAACGGUGUCAACGCAAGGUAUUCGGCCGUGAGGCGACUUCCCGUGAAUGGUCACUGCGAAGGUGAUUGCGAAAGGGACAGGAAUGGUGUCCGUUAUCAUACGGCUGCUCCUGAGCCAAGGAAAGAGCAUCUCAAUAGUCACUGUGGAUCAGACUUGAGGAAAUUUGAUGUGAACGGCGCUCCAGUUAGACCGGACCUUCAUGUCACAAACGGACAUCGCAAGGAAUACAGCAUUCUGAAUGGAAAUAAUGUGUAUAUCAAUGCAACCACUACAGUAGGUGAAUGGUUACAAAAUGGCCAUUUUGACAUUGGCAGCAGGAAUGGUCAAAAGUCUGGUGUAGGAAACACUAAAAAGAACCCUACACUGUCAGUCAACAACAACGUAAUAAAGGAAGACUUCAGUACCAAUGGCAAAGUGAACUUUAACCAAGAAAUUGAUGAGAACAGCCCCAUUUUCAUCCAAGGUUUGAAAUUGGAUGAGAAUUUGAACGCAGGGAUCGCAUCGUUGUUGUAUUCAAACACCCCCUCCUUGACGUUUUGCCAAAGGAAGAGACUUAAUUUCAUGAAACUUUGUCUUCGGCGGAAUCAACCGUUCUACUUUCUGGAGAUGGCAGGAGAGAAUGACAAGGUUCCAAGUCCUAGGAUGUUGAUGCCACGUCCAAACUCUGCCUUCAUCCAGAGGAUGAUCCCUGGCACAGGCUCCAAGGAACAUGGUGUCUCCGUCCAAAGCAGUCUCGACAGUGACAAUGAGGAACUCGUCUUCAACAAACAGGGUGUCAACAUGGGUCCUUCGGACCAGUCCUUGUCCGAGAGGGGUGUGGCCGACAGGGGAGUCCCCCAUCGAGACUACCGGAAGCUGCAGUCAAAGUGCCAUGAUACCAUGCUCAAGCUGGAGACCCUGAAGCGACAGAACGAAGAGACACUGAAGAUGUGUGACCAGUCGAGAAAAGAUGCUGACUACUACUGCAAGCAGCACCGGACAGCUAUGAGCAAUGGAGAUCAACUGCGGGGGAAGCUUCAGGGGCUUCAGCAGGAGUAUGCCGAGCUGAUGUCCGAGCGAACCCAAGUGCAACAGGAAAUCAAUGAUCUAAGACAGAGAUAUGACGACGAUGCCAAAGAGUUGAAUGAACUCAGAGUCCAGAGUCGGGAGUUUGUGAGUGUGAUGGGACAACCGGAUGUGAAGAGAAUGUACGACAUGGCUAUGGAUAGGUAUGAGACCUUGAAACAUGAGUAUGACAGUCUUCAGAAGCGAUAUACUGAUGUCAAGAGCUCUCAUGGAUCAGGUGUGAACAAGAUUGAAAGGUUGCAGGAAGAUAAGAGCCAGUUACAGGUUCAGAUGGAAACGGCUGUGAAGGAGCGGAAUGCACUGAAACAGCAGUGCACAGGUGCAAUAAGGGAGUAUGAGAAAGCUCGUCGGGAGAUGGAGGAACUCCGGAAGCAGGAGUUCAAAGCCCAGCAGGAAAACAGGCUCCUGAAACAAGCCAUCAAAAAGACACAGAUAGAACGUGAUCAGGCCGUACGGGAGCACCGUCUGGUCAUGAGCGAGCGCGACGAAGUCCACAAGGAGAUUGAAAAGCUCCAGGACGAAGCGCAGCACGAAUCUGCCAAGCGAAGGACCGCCGAAGAAAAACUUGCCACCAUGCAGAACGACUACAGCCACCUGCAUCAGAAGCUCGUUGACACGUUGCGCGAGCAGGACCAGUCGGAAAAGAAGAUCAGCGACCUGUCGGAACGCUACCGGGUCAUGAUCAACAACACGAUGAUGGCUAAGAAGGAACGCGAGGGUAUCCUUCAUGAACUCAGAAAGUAUGAAGAGGAGCUUCAGGUAGCGCGUCAUGAGCGGAAGGAAGCGUUGGACCAGCUGGAAGAGGUCAACCAGGAGAGGUACAAGGCCAGACAGGAGCAGGAGAUGACCAACCAUGAGUACAAAGAAGUCAACAAGGAAGUGGAGUCUUUGAGAAGGAAGGUGGAUUCCUUGACCAGAGAACAUAAGGAAUCAGUACAGGAGUCCGAGAAUGCCAAGAGGUUACGAGAUUGGGCUUUCAUGGAGAGAGACAAGAUUGUGGCAGAGAGGGAGAGCAUACGCGCCCUCUGCGACAAACUCCGCCGGGAGCGGGACCGUGCAGUCAGUAACUACGCAGAAGCGCUGCGCAAGACGGACGAUGUCGAGCGCAAGAAGAACGAGGUCACAAAAGAACUCAACGAGGUCAAACAAAACGUGAUCCAGCAGGAAGAGAAAGAAGCGAGGAUGAGGCAGCUGAUUGCUCCUCGGAGCCGAGACUCAGCCAUUGAUGCCGACUCACAGGAAUGGCAGAUGGAGAUGGUGGAGUUAGAAACAGUCAAGGAUGAUGGUGAUAUGACGAUGCUAGGCUUCGACAUCGGAGACUGUAACAAGGAUCACCAGUUCCCUGAUGAUUGCUCCGUCGUCAUCACAAAGGUUGACAAGGGCAGCAUUGCUGAUGGGAGAUUGAAAGUGAAUGACUGCGUGGUGAGAGUGAACAAUGUUGAUUUGACGAACGGCGGAGAUUGUAGCAUUGCAGUGCAAGCCGUCAAGAACAACCGAGGAGUUCUUAACCUGGUUGUGAAGCGACGCAGGCCCUCUAAUGUUCGUCAUCAUCCAGUCAAGCUAUUCUACGGGGGGAAAGAGCAUGGCCUUGUCCUUGAUAAUGGUAUCUUCAUCAGUAGGAUAGUGCCUGGCUCUGCGGCAGCUAAAGAGGGCAGUCUCCUGCCUGGUGACAGGAUACUCUAUAUUGAUGGAUACCUUGUGGAAAACAAGUCUGUCACUGAAGUCGAAGAGAUGCUAUCCUCGACCAGCGAGUCAGUGAUGCUGAACAUCGUCAGGGUAACGGCGAUGUCCAUGUCAUCCAGCACCAGCCCGACAGUAGAGUCCAUCCAGAGCCAUGACACGUCCUCCUCCAAGUCCAGCCUGACCCAAUACCUACCCCCGAUGGAGCUCGCAGGACAGAAGUCGGACAGGAAUGGCAAUCUCCAGCAGCCUCCAAGCGCCAAGGACGAGAAUGUCAAGCAAGCCCUGAGGGCGUUUGUCCAGCGCAGGGAGAGCAUGCAUUCGAGGGAGAGCAGCCAUGAGUCGGCCAACAGCGGUGAACAGACUCCACUGGCAUUGUCCAGGCAAAAUUCUGUCAAGGAACAAAUGCACAACCUGGACCCGAAGCGCGACAAGAGAAUGACGGUGGGGGAUUAUCCGCAGAACUCGCUAAAGAGGAGUGAGCUCGGGCAACGUGAGAGCAGAAAGUCGUACUCUGGACGUGAGAAUUUAGAGUUUAUUUCGCAUCCCGGUCAUUCCAAUGGACAAUAUGAUCAUAUGCGGCAUAGUGUAGGAGAGUACGUUAGACCGUCGUCACCGGGUGCAGUACUGCGUCACGAGAACUACCGUAGUGAUGGGAACCUCAUUUCUUUUAACGAUAGUCCUCAUGGAAACGAAACGGCACACAGACCUCAGGAUGGUGGCCGGAGAGAUGUUGCUCACGCAAAUGAGGUCAAGAAAGAUGGACAGUCACUCACCAAUGGUGACCUUCGACCUCUUCCAGGGUCGAGGGGGAGUCCACGGGAAGGGAAUCGUGAGAGUCACGAUGGGGAUUUUUCUCAAGAGUACUUUGUUAGAACUGGUCCCCACAGGGAAAGCAUCCACAACCGACACGCCAGUAAGAGCCUAAAUCGCAAGAGGGAAUUCAAUCCGUGGAGCGAGCCGAGCCGCUUCACGUAUCCGGCACGAGUGCCCAACAACAAGCCUUCUUACGAGUCCAACCAAUCUCAUUGGGAAGAUUGCAACAUUGAAAGUGUACGUAAUAGUCAUGUAAAUGGGAAUGUGCAAGUAUCGAGACCUACAUCACAGGAUUGUUCCCCGAGGGACUUCCAUGCCUCAUCGCCUCAUAUGCAGCAGUCGGUACUCUCUGGGCACACGCGAAGCUGGUCUAGCAGCAGUGGACGUGACAUGGAAGCCAAUUUCAGGCCUGAGGAAUAUGCAUCAUUUGACAGGGAGGAUAACUUUCAUGAGUGGGAUCAGAAACAUGCAUCCAAUGACGUUUCCCCAGGAGAUGCUGAAAGCAAAACAGUGCCUGUGAAGCACCCCAAACAGCAAGUUCUUGUCAAGGACCACAGUACUUGGCCCCGAUCUCACGGGCCACCUGAUCCUCACAAACCGGGACGUAAAAAGCGUAGAAGGGGACCAAUUCCAGACAUGACCCCAAGGAAUGAUAAUAUUGAAGCGAUUGUUAAGCCAACUCCACCCAGUCGUACAUCAUCAUUCAAAGCCUCGUUGAGACAUGUGGAGCCAUCGUCAGCAUCCUCAAACGGAUCAGAAUCUAGGCGGCAGUCAUCAACUGCAGGGUCAGACGGAAAAAGUCAGGGGUCACUCCAUACAGCGCAAAGCCCGACUGUCAAGGUUUCACCCAUCAACCCCUCAAGUCCUAUGAAUAAUAUCAAUCGCAAUGGCAAUGGCAGGGACUCGCCAAAGCAGAAUGGCUUCUUCCUCUUUGACUCUCCUCACGAAAACACCAAAUCGUACGUUUCCGUGACCAAAGAUGUCACGCAGGCUGUGGCCUAUCGUCCUGUCUCGGUUACAUCCGUGUCGCAAAUCAAAUAUUUACCCAGUGAAAGUGCAAUAGUGCCCCGAGUGGACCCUCCCACUCACGCCACAUCUCCGGGAUCCUACUCUAGCCAAAGGCCACCAGAACCACUCCAGAUUGUCCGAGCAGAUCCAGUAGUGACAGUACCACCUUGGGACACCUCGUCGCUCCCGUCGGAGUCGGGAACUCAUAGCCACUACAACACCUGGGCACACAUCUCCAUGCCAACAGAAGCCCAGGUGAUUAUCCAGCCUGUCACUGUACCCAGCUACAAGGCCAUCAGCUAUAAGCUACAGUCGGCCAUCACCAACAACCGCUACUACCCGGACAGCCCCAGCUGCCAGCAGCCACCAUCACCAGGCCUACCUGACUUCGACCCCUUCCCGAAAUACCCCGGAGAGCCGAUCAACCUCUCGAGGACAUCGUUGCCUGGGAGCGGGAGAGGACACCAGCACGAUUACAGCACGGCGUCUCUGCCUAACAAGUUCACCAGGAUUCAGUUUCCCUGCUAUCCCAGUCGCCCUAGUCCUGGACCUUCCAGCUCCUCAGAUAUUGCUUCUAUCAAUUCUGGACACAGCAGCCCAACAUCACCAAGUGUGAUCGAUGACUCUCCUUACCUCUCUCCUGCCGUCUCGGUAGAAGCCAGUGUCACUGUCACAAGUCAAGGUGGACCUAACGAUACUCGUCUGAUCGAGAUCGAGAAGACGUUGGAGCCGGGGCUAGGCUUCAGCAUUAAGGAAGCCGGAGGAAUCUUUGUGAAUACCGUCACAGAGGGCAGUCUUGCAGAUAGAGGUGGACUCAAGUAUGGAGAUCAAAUACUAGAGGUAAAUGGAAUCAAUCUUCGUCGUGCUACCUACGACAAUGCUGUGCAGAUCUUAACGAGGGCCGGAAACAGCAUCUGUAUCAAGGUGCAAUACAACAGGAGCAAAAUGGAAGAUGACCAUAGGAGCUCGAUGUGUUCCAGCACUCAGUCCACCCCCAUCGCCUCCCAGACCAGCACCAGGACCAACUCACCAACCCCUACCAUCACUCCUCCUACCCCAAGGGCUAGCAGAACACAGAGUAUCCUCUCUUCCUCGUCAUCUGUAAUGUUGAGUGAGCCUCGGUUUGUCUUUCUCGCCGGGGGAAAGGGCGGGGGAAGCCUGGGGAUACGGAUGUACGGAGGAAACAAAGUGGGCAUCUUUGUCGCCGAAAUAGAACCAAAGAGUCCCGCUGCGAAGUCGGAAGGGCUUUUGAUUGGGGAUCAGAUUAUAGAGAUCAAUGGCGUUAAUCUGAGAACGGCUACGGCUGAGAGAGCUGCUAUUGAGCUCCAGAAACCAGCAGAAGAGGUCAGCAUCCUGGUCCAACAUAACCUAUCAAUAUUCAACAAGAUCCAGAACCGCAACUGCGAUGAGCUGUACGUCAAGGCCUUGGUGGAUUUCUCCGCAGAGAAGGAAGGCCAGCUGUCCUUCAAGAAGGAAGAGGUCCUGGUCGUGGAAGACACCAUGUACAACGGUUCUCUCGGGGUAUGGUUCUCUUGGCUUAUCAACCACGAGGGCAAGAAGUGCAGGGGCCCCGGCGGUCAGAUUCCUAGCAAGACAGCUCUCCACCGUGAGAUGGUGAGGCGUCGCCUCCUCUCAGAGGGGAUGCAGGAGGAGGAGCUGAGGACCGCAUCCUCCCGGCGCAGCUCCGGCCCCGCCCGACGCAGCUUCCUGAAGCGCAAGAAGAAACACCAGCACAACAACUCCAAGGACAGCAGGGAACUCAGCGAGGGUUCCAUGACGGACGUCCCCGUACAUGAAGAUGCAAGUGUCCCUACAUACCUGAGGGUGGAGCCUCUAGACAUGCACAUCAAACGGCCUGUCAUUUUGCUGGGGCCUUUAGUAGAGAAAGUCGCUCUGAAGAUGACGGAGGAAUCGCCCAACAAAUACUUCAGAGCUUAUCCAAAAAUGGUACAGUCGGCAAGCCACAUGUUGGAAAAGGACAUCGAGAACGGACUCAUCCUAGAUUACCAGCGAAAGGACGGCAUGUUUGAGGUCAUUAACACAUCGGAUGUCAAAGAUAUCUGCAAGAAGGGUUGUCAUUGCAUCCUAAAUGGCCUCAAUCCUCAUGUUGCCGAGAGACUUCAGAGACUACAGCUUCACCCCAUCGUUAUCUUUGUCAAGUUCAAGACAAUCAAGAACAUUAAGGAGCAGAAAGAUCCUCACUUCCUCCGAGAAAAAGUAACUCACAAACAAGCAAAGGAACUCCUGGAGGCUGCCAAUAAGAUUGAGCAGGAUUUCAAGUCCCUCUUCUCAGAUAUUAUUCAAGGAGGAAACUUGGCCAGUAUAUCACUUCGUGUCAAGAACUUGAUUGAUACUGAGCAGCGCAAACCUAUCUGGGUACCCUCAAGUCAGCCACUCUAGGAACAAUUUACAUUGUUGACUGUUGAAUACUUUAAACUAUCGUGAUUUAUGACAUCAGACUUGCAUCAACUAAUAGCAGACAGAUAGACAUCAACCAAUCACAGCUAGCAGACAUUGGUCUAAUAUUAGCCAUGAACAGCUAGCAGACAUCAUUCUGACAUCAGCCAAUCACACUUAGCAGACAGUUUGACAUCAGCCAAUUACAGCAAGCAGACAUCAACCAAUGACAGCUAGCAGACACCAGUCCAAUAUCAGCCAAUCACAGCUAGCAGACAUCAGUCUGAUAUCAGCCAAUUACAGCUAGCAGACAUCAGUCUAAUAUCAGCCAAUCACAGCUAGCAGCAGACAGACAUCAGCCAAUUACAGCAAGCAGACAUCAGCCAAUGACAGCUAACAGACAUCAGUCUGAUAUUAGCCAAUCACGGAUACCAGACAAUAGUCUGUUAUCAGAAAAUCAAAGUCUGCAGACACCAUCUUGACAUCGGCCCCCAAAAAAAUAUCAGACAUCAGUCUGACAUCAACUUGGGAUGACAUGGAAAGUCUUGGCCAAAUGCCUUACUUACUGUUCAAUCAACAGAAUACUGUACCCGUACAGUACUCUUUUAUGGAUUGCUGUUUAAUAAGGAAAGUAUGAGAUGGGAUGGAUGAGAAUAAGAGACUUUGAACCAUGUAGAGUGUGUGAUAGUGAGAGAUAAAACCCUUUUCUUUUGGUUUUUCACAUUAAAAUUAAAAGAAGGAAUUUAUUUGAUUUUGAUUAAUUAAAGUCCAGUGCAAUUUCUUUAAAUUAUGCACAAAUUGAAAGGGAAACGAUGGGGAUAAAUCUGGACAUUCUCAUUGCUUUCAUAGUCUAAACUUGUGAUAUUUUGAGCUUUACAAUUCUUUCACUGCCAUAGUUACGUAGAUACAUUCACUUUGCCUGUGUUUUCAUCAGACAUAUAGUCUUAUAAUAGCUGUUUCGGUAUCAUAAUUGAUAAUCUUAGUUAAGGAAUGCAUAUCAUCUGUUAGAGCAAGAAGGGGGUUAAACUGAACACCUUUCUGGCUUUGAACAGACGAUAUACUUAUAAGGUUCAAUAUAAAUUGAAAUAUGAAUUAUAUGGGGCUUCAGUUUCCUGCCAUAAUUUAAAUGAUUUCUUCAGACACGUAUUGAUACAUUCAAAACACACCUACUGCCGAAUUAAAUUUGAAUUCUUGUAUUAUAAAGAGAAAUUGAUUGACAAAAUUUAGAUUAUAUUGAUGAAUUUAUCCAGGGCUUUUAUUAUAUUUGUAUUCAGAUGUUUUUAUCAUGAGUGAGACUUAAUCUGCCAAAUCUCUUUUUGAUCAAUUCUAUUGAGAAUUUUAUUCCAUGUAAGCUCGGCAUAAGUAGCAGAUAAACUGUAUUCCGAUUCAAUACUAAAAAAGAUUAAUGUUUGAGCAUGGUCAUACUUUUUGUAAAAAUCAAAAUCAAAUUCCAAAGAAAUGUCAAAGUCAUAAACUGAUAUUAAUUGUCAUGUCAUUUCAACCAAAGUUUAUGACAUUUCGAUUUGUUUUAUCAAAAGACUGGGUGAGACUGACUGUCAACUUCUUUCAUUUCCCUAUGAUUGAAACAGAUUUUUUUUCUGAAAAAAGAAGAAUUUUGUAAGCUUUGGAGAGCGGAGUUUGAUGAAAGUUUUUCUCAAUCGUCGAUUAGAGAACCAUUUCCUUGCCUUUGUAUUUAAUGAAAUAGUAUGUUUACAUGGAUGAUGUUCACUUAUAACUUUAGAAACUUGUAGCAUCUGUUGAGAGAAGACUACGGUAUGAGAGAACACCCAUUUAGCUCUCGGGAGUGAGAUGGUUUUUUUAGCCUCAUCCACGUGGCACCCACAGCCAGCAGAGAAGGGUAAAUGUACGUCCUGCUCAGAAAUAGUAUGAAAUAUUUGCAGAUGCAAAGAAGUUGUUUUAAAAGGUCCAUGUUUGAAAGAAGUGCGCUGGAAGAAGUAAAAAGAGACUGAUUGUGUUUGAUUUCUGUGUAAAUUUUGGUUACCGUUAGGAAUGUAAUGGCCUGUGUGUUUACACGGUGGCUUAUGACAGUGCUUGAAGCGUCACACUGACUGUGAUCUAUUUGUUGGGUUCAGGAGGUAAGGUCAUACAUGUAAGGAGAAGUUGUGGCUUAAAAUGGAAUGUGAAUGCAACAAGCUAUCAUAAUUGAACUCUGCCCACAGUCAUUGAUUGUGUUCAAACUGCCCUAUAUGUUCUGUUUGAUUGGUAUAGAUAGGAGUUGAGAUGUACAGGUAUAAUGUUCACAUUGUUUUUAAUUCGUGGUUUAAAUUGAAAUGUGAAUGCAGCCAGAUACUUCGAUGGAACUCUGCCCACAAUCCUGAAUUGUGUUCACAUUGCCUUAAUAAUGAUGAAAUGAUGUUUCUGUAUAGUAUGCGUUCACUGUGUGAAUGCAGGGUUAGGAGAUGUGAGAUGACUUUCAAAAAUGCUUGCCUUAAGAUCAAUUGUUGUGUGUAUGGAUAUGGAUAAAGAAAUUGGAUGCUUAGAGCCAAAAGGGCGUUAACACUCCCAACAUUGAGUUAACACACUUCUGGCUCUGAACAAACGAUUUGAUUUGUGAUUUGUGUGAACCAACCAGUGUUGGGAUAUGACACUGAAUCCAUACUGAAUGUAUUCAAAAUGAAAUCUUUUUGUCCUUCUCUUGCAAUUUAUAUUCUGACUCAAAGAUUUAAUUUAAUAACACUUAAAAGUAAGGACAUUUUGUCCGCUGAUAUGUAUAUUUAGCAUGCAUUGAUAACGUGUAGAUUUAUUUCGUGAGAAAGAAUUAGAAAUAUUUUGACGGAGAAGAAGCCAACUUUUAUUGGUGGUGUAUCUUUGUAGAAAGUGAAAUGUUGUACAUAAUUCAUGCUAUUUUGAUGAAAUUUUUUCAUGUAGAAUACCCACUUUGCAACACAGUAAUUAUGUAAGCAAAUGCUUGCAUGGAAGCCAUAUUGUGAGUGAAAGAAAAAUAGAAAUAUAUAUAUAUUCUGUAAGAAGAGUCUUGGGAUAAUGAAAUGAAUGUGUCCCACAGUUAUUUUUUCGUUGAAAUGUACAUGCAUAAAUGUAUUUUUUUCGGUUGGAAAUGUUUUCAAGUAGAGAAGAAACGUUGCAAUUUGCUUGGAGCUUUGCCAAUAAGCUUUGUACUUACAGUUUUUAAUUCAACCAAUUAUCUGAUUCAACAUAAAGCAUUAGAAUGCCUUGAAGGGGUUCUGAAAUACCAGUAUCAUUUCAUCAUUUCUUUAUUUUAAGAGCUUUUCCAAAUACUCGGUCGUGAAAGAAAGGUAAAGUUUUAGUUGGAAAUGGUUCUUUUUCCUUUUUGGAUUGUAUCAUGCAUUUUGAACAGUGAACCACUUAAAUGAAAUCAAAAUAUAGAAUUAUAUAGAUUAACUAGAAUGGUGAUAUCCAUUGAUAUGAAAAAAUUAUUGAAUAUGGUAGGACAUCUUUAUUGAUCCUAUUUUUUAAAGUCAUAGUGUCUCAUUCUUAAGAAAUGCUAGUAAGACAUAAUAUUUGCAACAAUUGCUUUGAGCAGAAUUUGUUGCUGAUUUCACAAAUCAACAACUGUGCAUAGGCUUAAGCAUUGCAUUUACGUUGGUUGUGAAACUGGUCUCAAAUUAUAGAAUAAAUACAAAGAAAUCAUCAUGUUACAUUUAUAUAGAACGCAUUUGCUCUCUUUUUUAGUUUUGUGAAUGUGAGAAGUCUCAUAACAGAAAUUAAUACAGGUCAUUCAUUAAUUUCUGUGCGUAGCCGGUCAGAUUUGCAUUUGGUUUGGACAGACAUCUGUAUAGUAAAAUACAAGUAAUCAGUGUUUAUUCCAUGCAAUUUUUUUUUUUAAUGACGACCUCUUACCAACUUGGAAGAAAAUACAGCUUCUCAGAAUCUUAAUUAUAGUUAUUUUGAAUUCCGGUAGAAUAACAUGAAAAUUCUGACUCUGUGAAUAUUUCCAUCUGAACAGUACUUGCCUUUAGCGCCGUCUUUCUAUUGAAACUGUUUAGUAUGCCAUCCCCUUAUCUUUCAAUCACUGCCUACACUAUUCAUCACACUGAUCACCUGUUUAAACAAAACCUGUGAAUAAUGAUGCAGACUAAAAUUUUGAGCAAUAACAAUUACAAUCGUAUUCACAAACUCAGAAGACCCGCUAAAUGGAAGUAUUAAUUUUAUGAGUGUCCGUUCACAAAUAAUAAUAAUAUUUUGCUUUUAUAUAGUGCUUAAUGCAUCGUCAGAGUCUGUAAACACUUUACUAAUAUAUUAUUAACCCGGUCAUAGGAUUCAGGCUUGCCCGCACACUAUAUAUGCACACUCUCUCCACUCCCUGGGGAGCAUUCCAGCCAGGCGCCAUUUUGUAGACGCUGAGCAAAUUACAUUCAAGUAUGAAAGGUGUAUUAGAUGAUCUCACCCACCACUGUUGGUCUUUGUCAUUCUUUAUUUUAAACCAAAGAUGUCACAAAUCAAUCACCAGCUCAUCUUUAGAAGUUGUGUUUUUUAUGCAGAUUUAUUUUUAGUUGUGACUGUCACAAGAAUUAUAGAAAUCAUUGUCAUGCUUUAUUUCCUUUGGUUAAAGAUAUUUUUUUGCUGGUCUACUUAAAAUUGUUUUUGAUAGUGUAAUGCAAUAUCAUUUGCAGUUUCUAUGCUGAUUUUUUAUAAUUUAAGAUGAUUUGGAUUGCUUGCAUUUGCUAUUUUUGUGGAUUUUUUCUUCAAAGCCCAUGUCUUAAUGAAAAAGAAGUUCAACAUUGGGUGUUUCGUUUGCCAAGCCUAAUUUGUGGUCAUUUUUUUAUAAUGUGAUUAACUAAAUAUUUUUUCGAAGAUGUGAGAAUUAAGGUAUAGGUUUGUAAAUUUUUCUCUUUUUUUCAAAUUGAGUAUGUAUAGGUUAGAAGUCGGCAGAGGACCGGUCUGUGUGCAGUUGACUAUCUGUUGGUUCUUUUUUUCAAUUUUUUAAUUUUUAUUGUUUUUGCUGCGAAUAAAUCGUGCUGACAGAGUGAA
Molecule: messenger RNA, 15111 nt
Organism: Strongylocentrotus purpuratus (purple sea urchin)
Lineage: Eukaryota; Metazoa; Echinodermata; Echinoidea; Camarodonta; Strongylocentrotidae
Gene: dlg5
Product: disks large homolog 5
Exons: 22
Coding region: 2890-10143 (2417 amino acids)
Molecular function (GO): protein binding
Source: RefSeq, a predicted model, not a curated record